Molecule: messenger RNA, 2732 nt
Organism: Lethenteron reissneri (Far Eastern brook lamprey)
Lineage: Eukaryota; Metazoa; Chordata; Hyperoartia; Petromyzontiformes; Petromyzontidae
Product: transmembrane protein 43-like
Biological process (GO): lipid metabolic process; nuclear membrane organization
Cellular component (GO): nuclear inner membrane
Source: RefSeq, a predicted model, not a curated record
CCACGCGUCCCGUGACGUCGCCACGUGGCGCGCGCCCCCUCCGAGCGUGAGCUGCGCCCCUCCCCUCAACCGCGUCAGUUGCGCAUGCGCAGUGCGGUCCCAAGAGACGCGGACUGCCAACCAUGGCGCAGCGAGAGCGGGCUUCGCCCCCCCACGCCCUGGAGGAGGCGACCGGGUUCCUGGAGCGCAUGGGACGGAGCGCCGUGGGCACCGCCGCGGGCGCGCUGCUGCUGCUGGGUGCCGUCUUCCUCCUCGUCACCAACGAGGGACGUGCCGUGAAGACUGCCGCUGCUCUGGACGAGGGUCUGGCCGUUGUGAAAAGCCUCCCGCAGGCCCCGGUCUCGGUGGCGAGCGAGUUCGAGGGGCAGCUCGUCCACCUGUCCGGGCCGAUUCGUACGGAGAAGCCACUGUACGACCCCAACUACGGCGUUCGCGUGCACGCCGUGAAGCUGCGGCGCCACGUGGAGAUGUACCAGUGGGUGGAGCACGAAGAUGGCAGGGAGUACAAGGAGGGGAGCGACGUGAAACGAGAAGCCAGGUACUCGUAUGACACAGAGUGGCGCAGCGACGUGGUCAACAGCCGCAACUUCGACAAAGAAUUUGGCCACCAGAACCCCAGCAUCAUGGCGGUGGAGAGCCUCACGGCCGUGGCCUCGGACGCACGCGUGGGCCGGCUCCUCCUCUCUGCAGAACUCCUGGAGAAGAUCACCUGGUUCCGGCCCAUAGCCCUGCUCGGGAUGAGUCCGCCCAAUGCCGACACGGAGAUCCACGACAAUCACUUUUACCACCGCUACCACCCGGGCCAGUACGCGCAGGUGGGCGACCUCCGCGUGUCCUUCUCCUCUGCCGGCUCGAGUGGAGAGGAUGGUGAGGAGGUGUCCAUCAUCGCCAAGCAGCAAGGCGAGCAGCUGGUGGCUCACGCAACAAAGUCUGGGAGCUCCCUGGCUCUCCUCCACCCGGGCCGAUUCUCUGCCCAGGAGCUCUUUGAGCUGGAGCACCAGAGCAACCGGCAGCUGAGCUGGGCACUGCGUGCUGCCGGCCUGCUUCUCAUGUACUUGGCUAUCAGGCUCAUGGUCAACAUCGUCCACACGCUCGUGGAUUGGCUGCCGCUGGUGCGUGACCUCGUGAACCUUGGCCUGUCGGUGUUUGCGGCAAUCGGCGCCGUGUCGCUCUCGGUGACCGUCGUUGCGCUCAGCUGGCUGGCCUACCACCCCGCACACGCCGCGUUACUGCUGCUGGCGGCCGUCACAGUCGUGAUGGUGCCUUGGAGGCUCGUGCGGCCGCAAGCCAGGCCCGCGCAAGCGAUGCGCUCAAAGAAAGAGUAGCACUGUCACCAGUGUGCACGACGGGGUGGGCGGUCUGCGUCUCUGCUGCCUUCAAAUGCGCGUUCACUCCACUCGCUGUGCAGCAGGGUGGCAGCGCCUGUGGUGAUGCUUGUGCCACACUGCAAGUUGCGCCUGUGGUGAUGCUUGUGCCACACUGCAAGUUGCGCCUGUGGUGAUGCUUGUGCCACACUGCAAGUUGCGCCUGUGGUGAUGCUUGUGCCACACUGCAAGUUGCGCCUGUGGUGAUGCUUGUGCCACACUGCAAGUUGCGCCUGUGGUGAUGCUUGUGCCACACUGCAAGUUGCGCCUGUGGUGAUGCUUGUGCCACACUGCAAGUUGCGCCUGUGGUGAUGCUUGUGCCACACUGCAAGUUGCGCCUGUGGUGAUGCUUGUGCCACACUGCAAGUUGCGCCUGUGGUGAUGCUUGUGCCACACUGCAAGUUGCGCCUGUGGUGAUGCUUGUGCCACACUGCAAGUUGCGCCUGUGGUGAUGCUUGUGCCACACUGCAAGUUGCGCCUGCGGUGAUGCUUGUGCCACACUGCAAGUUGCGCCUGUGGUGAUGCUUGUGCCACACUGCAAGUUGCGCCUGCGGUGAUGCUUGUGCCACACUGCAAGUUGCGCCUGUGGUGAUGCUUGUGCCACACUGCAAGUUGCGCCUGUGGUGAUGCUUGUGCCACACUGCAAGUUGCGCCUGUGGUGAUGCUUGUGCCACACUGCAAGUUGCGACCGGGUUUGACUCUGGCGCCUCUGUCUUAAAUUUUGUUUCCUGGCAUUGGCCAAGCAUCUCAAUGCUAAAAGAUUACCUACAAAUUCCUGAAUUGGGAUCACACAUAGCAGCAACAUUGCCCCCUACUGCCAAAACUUGGCAGGACCCUCUUUCCUGGUUAAACAAGCAUAAUGACAACCUUGCUUUACCCCGCUCACUCUUGCAGUGAGACUCAUUCUGGUCUGUUGAGUUCUCAGCUCGUUACACAUCAACUGAACUCAUCAUUCAUGCAGCCUUAAUUCCAAAGUCUAUAUAGCCGUCCACAUAUUUCUACUGUAAAUUACCAGAACGUGCCAUUGGUAAUGUAGCAGGAUGUUGUUGGUGGCUAUGCACGUAGCCUGUAAUCUCGCACUUUGAAGGCAAGGGUUGGUGGGUCACACAUGUUGCAACACUUCUUUCCCAUGGGCAUUGAAGAGGAGGAGCCAUACCCUGGCUCGCCAGUAGAAGGAAGUACAGCACAGCAACACUGAAAAGGAACGGCUGCGAUCAGUGGCCCUCGGUAUACAGUGGAAUUAAAAUAAGAUUAUUACCAAAGAGUUGAACAAACUCCACUUUUCCGUUGUGCUACAACAUGACAUACAUUUGUAUGCUUUUUUGUAUUUGAAUGUUUCAUUUCAUAAUAAAUACAAGCAAAAAACUC